AUAAUGACUGGGUUGUUUAAGGAAGCAUGACCGAUUUGGGAUGAAGGUUCCUGCCACUCUGACAUUUUCAUAGUCUAAUUUAUUGCACACAGCAUAUAAAGCUGUGGUAACCAAGUCUUCUUGCCAGGCUUAAUAGUGGGGAAUAGCCUGAAAGACCACAUCACGACAACUGCAGAUAUUUCCCUUGUUAAAAGGCACUUGAACUCCUGAGACCUUGCUAUGUUGAAUAGUAUGGCAUCCAAGGAUUUCCUCAAUUGGAGUCUCCUGGCUUUGCUUCUGUUGCUUCGCUUUUGCCUGUGCCAAGAUGAAGACACGGAGGUGAGCAGAAGAUAUAAUAACCCAGUGGCCAAAGUCUUGCAAAGUCACCACCAGACUGGUCAAAAAGGUUCCAGCAGCAGGGAAUUGUUCAGACAGCGGAGUCGACUUGUUGAGUGGACGGUUGAGAAUGAUGAUGGUAAUAGCCCUUCUCCUGACCAAAAUGCCUUGAAACCAGAGGUAGAUGAUGUAGCACAGACUACCUCAAACAGAGUCCAGACUAUACAAAGUGGACCUCAAAGCCCACCAGAAUGCGGCUGCCGGGGGGAUUUUGGAUUUCGGGGUUAUCAAGGCCCACCAGGGCCCCCUGGGCCUGCUGGAAUGCCAGGAAACCAUGGAAACAAUGGAAAUAAUGGUGCACCUGGCACUGAAGGAGCAAAAGGUGACAAAGGAGACAAGGGAGACAUUGGACUGAGAGGAGAGCGGGGCCACCAUGGACCGAAGGGAGAAAAGGGUUACCCUGGCAUCCCUCCAGAACUUCAGGUUGCGUUUAUGGCUUCAAUGGCAACCCACUUCAGUAACCAGAACAGUGGAAUAAUCUUCAGUAGUGUUGAAACCAACGUUGGAAAUUUUUUUGAUGUGAUGACUGGUCGAUUUGGAGCACCCGUGAAUGGAGUGUAUUUCUUCACCUUCAAUAUGAUGAAGCAUGAGGAUGUGGAGGAAGUAUAUGUUUAUUUAAUGCACAAUGGUAAUACAGUUUUCAGCUUAUACAGCUAUGAAUCAAAAGGUAAAACUGACUCAUCAAGCAAUAGUGCAGUGCUUAAACUCGCCAAGGGAGAUGAAGUUUGGCUGCGGAUGGGCAAUGGAGCACUCCAUGGAGAUCAUCAACGCUUUUCCACUUUUGCAGGGUUUCUUCUUUUUGAAACCAAAUAGACAUGAUUUUUAUGAUAGAUUUUGCUCUUUGCUUUCUCUAUCCUUUGGAACAACAUGGUAAUGUACUUCAGGGCCCUUUUUGAAACCAGUAUGCUGGCGUCUAAAUCUAUGGAGCGGUAUGAGAAAGGUUAGGCCUGCUUCCUUAUGGUUUUUUUUAUAUAUAUACCACACUAUCUUGCUAUGGCUCUGGUGCCACUGAAAUCUGAAAUCGUAUUUCAGAUAAUUGAAUGGUGUGAUGAUUACAGCCUUUGGCCCCAAUCUAUGUGGCUUCACACUUGUAUGGAUUUGUUCCACAUACCGGCCUGUGGGUCUACUUUCUUCUUUCAAAUUGAUUCAGCAUUGGGAACUUCAUGUGUGCUUCUGAGCUCCUUCAUCCAUAACAAAAAAUCAGAAGCACACCUAGUUUGCGCACAGCACCACAUCCAGUAUGAAAAUACAGAUAUGGAAGUGCAUUAUAUAUAAAUUUAUAACAACAUGACCUCUGAAUUGUUAAAAUUAGUUGCUAACUGGUACAUUCACUUUAGGAAGAAUAAUAGUUUAGAAUUUUUGCCUUCUUUGUCCUUUUGUUGUUUAGUCGUGUCCGACUCUUCAUGACUCCAUGGACCAGAGCACGCCAGUCACUCCUGUCUUCCACUGCCUCCUGCAGUUUGGUCAGACUCAUGUUGGUAGCUUCGAGAACACUGUCCAACCAUCUCGUUCUCUGUUGUCCCCUUCUCCUUGUGCCCUCAAUCUUUCCCAACAUCAGGGUCUUUUCCAGGGAAUCUUCUCUUCUCAUGACGUGGCCAAAGUAUUGGAGCCUCAGCUUCAGGAUGUGUCCUUACAGUGAGCACUCAGGGCUGAUUUCCUUCAGAAUGGAUAGGUUUGAUCUUCUUGCAGUCCAUGGGACUCUCAAGAGUCUCCUCCAGCACCAUAAUUCAAAAGCAUCAAUUCUUCGGCGAUCAGCCUUCUUUAUGGUCCAGCUCUCACUUCCAUACAUCACUUCUGGGAAAACCAUAGCUUUAACUAUAUGGACCUUUGUCGGCAAGGUGAUGUCUCUGCUUUUUAAGAUGCUGUCUAGGCUUGUCAUUGCUUUUCUCCCAAGAAGCAGGCGCCUUUUGAUUUUGUGACUGCUGUCACCAUCUGCAGUGAUCAUGAAACCCAAGAAAGUAAAAUCUCUCACUGCCUCCAUUUCUUCCCCUUCUAUUUGCCAGGAGGUGACGGGACCAAUGGCCAUCAUAAAUGCUCAAAUAUCCUUAUAUGCUCAAAUGUCCUUAUAAAUGCUCAGAUAUUGAUUUGUAUGCUUUGGGUGAUCUGCAACUAAAUUAAAUUGAAUUGUCUAUAAAGUGAUUUACUCAUCCUGUAUGAAUGGUUAGGUAUGUUGGCUAAAUUCUUUUACUUAAUGGAGUUUGUAGAAUGGAGAAUAUACUAUUUUUACUAUAUAGGCUUGUUUAGUUUGCACGAAUGAAAAUCUUCAUGUUUUAAAGUAUAUCAGCAAUUUUUUGCAUGCUUUAAAAAACAGAAUCAAUUUGUCAUUGGUUCUUAUUAAAGUACAGUAUUUUGACCCUAGCUCUUAGUAGAAUGAAACAAGAUUGAAUUUUGUGUCAUGAAUGUGUUCAUUUGCUUAUUUUGUAAACUGAUCACUUAUUAAUUAAAGACCACUU
Messenger RNA from Zootoca vivipara (common lizard), 2828 nucleotides. RefSeq names its product C1q and TNF related 3 (gene C1QTNF3). The record is from RefSeq and is a predicted model, not a curated record. NCBI's taxonomy places the organism in Eukaryota, Metazoa, Chordata, Lepidosauria, Squamata, Lacertidae. Gene Ontology annotation, molecular function: protein binding.